CAGAGAGAAAGAGAGAGAGAGCGAGAUGUGAAAGAGCAGUCAGACAGGGAAGGAAGGAGCAGGAAAAAGGGGAACACACACAAGGACAGAACAGAAAACGGCUGAAAUAAAACGAACAGAGGCAGGAGCGAAACUGGAGGCUUGGGUAGAAGAGAAAAAAGAAACGAUGGGGAUAACUGGAAGGUGGCUGAAGCAUCUGUUGCCAAAGAGAGAAGCAUGUUAGCGAUUCAGACCAGAGCAGCGGUGCAGCCUGCAGUCUGCAGUGAGAUGCACAAAACCUCUCCUGAAUGAAUGAAGAGUCUGCAGGUAAAUAAAGCAAAGAGUUUUCAUGAAGAGAUCGAAUCACUCUGCGUGUGACGCUGUUGAAUCUGCCCAGUCCUGGUGUGCACUAAACCAAUCUGCACAGUUUUAUGAGGGAGACAGGGGCUUCUGAGAACAACCGUCAUGAUAGUUAGUGCAAAAUUCAAUCUUUCAGCCACUUGACUCAGCAAAAGACAUUGAAAAGGUUGUGAUCUUUUCAAGGCUGUGAAAAUUAACACUUUAAUACUGUGCUAAUUUACAUUCUGUGUGUAUUAAACAAAACAACAUAGCAAAGCAGAAUUUUACAUGCAGCUGUGAACAAAUAAAAAGCACGAACAAUGAUAAAUACCAAAAGGAAAGACAUGAGUGAUGAUCCAUUGUUCUGCCUGCUAUCAGCCCUAAUAAAACAUUUAGAACUCAUUAACUCAGUUCGUUUAUUAGCAAUUAAUUAACUGUGAUUAAUUCACAGCAAGCCUUUGAUUAAUCCGAUAAAAAACAUUUGAAUCGUUUGACGGCCCUGCUGUUUUGUUUUAAUGCUCUGUAUGUAAACAUCUGGUUUCAACUUUACAAAUCAUCAUAAUUUCAUUGUUUUCCUUUUUCAGAGUUCUUUCUCAUAUUUCUGCUGGAGCUCCCAAUCAAGCUGCUUCCCAAUGAACUAACAACCAGAUUGUCUGUUUUAUGCGUUUUGGGGGAAAUUCACUUUACAUUCCCAGCACUUGCUUAAUCCCUUUUCAUCGCUUAGCUACACCUCUUGAGAGAUUUAAAAGAAAGUCAGUUUUAGCACAAAUGAUGCAAACUCCAGUCUCCAUGGUGAUGGGGAUUGUCUUCGCUCCUCUGGGACUUGUCCUUGUCUUCACUGCCGCCAUCACACCUCAGUGGCGGGAGGGUCAGGCUCGCCUGAACAUCGGGGGGACGGGAUCUCUCCUUCGAUCCGGAGCAAAGGGUCAAGGUGUGGGUGUCAGGUCCGGCUCGGUGGAGGCCCUGCUCCUGCUGCGCUCCGACGGCCUGUGGGAGAGCUGCUUACAGGUGGAGCAGUCCGAGCUGAAGCAGUGCUGGCCCAUAGCCGGCCCGUACCAGAGAGACGCCCGGGUUCGGCUGGUGCAAGGCCUGGUGCUCACGUCCUUGUUCCUGUGCGGCAUCGGGAUUGUCCUGGCUUGCAUCGGGGUCCGAUGCUGGACAGAUCUGCCUCUGAGGAGGGUGGCGGCUUCAGGCGGACUCCUGGUGGUGGCCGCCGGCCUUCUGAGCCUGACCGGGUUGGGGGUUUACACCCACAACCUCAGGAGACUGGGGGUGGAUCCCAGUCAAGGACUCAACAACCCCAAGUUCCCCCAGCUCAGCCUGAGUCCAGCCGGGUCGCUCUACUUCGGGUGGCUGGGUUCUUGUUUACAGGUGCUGGGAGGCGGCGCGCUGCUGUUCAGCUUCAAGCGACCGAGAUGUCCGACUUGCCCGUCCCGCCAGGAGCAAGCCGUCUGUCCUGCGUGCCACUCGUGUCCAGAAAUGACCAGCAAGACCGACGUGGACGUAUAUGAAGUCAGCUGUUAGAAUGUGAGCACAAAAAAACAAGCUUUUCUUCGAUACUCGUCAGAAUCAAACCGAACCGAGUCUCUGCGAUUAAUCUCAAAAUGUCAGAUUUUCAUUUCUCUCAAGUUUUCCUUUUGGAUCUCCGAAAUUUCCACGUUUCGUAUAGAAAAUCUCUGAGGCCAAAAUCAAAAUUUCUAAUUUAUUUCUGGCAAACCUGAUUUUCGGAGCUCAUAAAUGUUAUUGUUUUUUUUUUCUUUAAAAAAUUCUGAGAUUAAUUUCAAAAUUUCAGAAUUUUUUUGUUCAAAUUUACAAAUUUCUCCAUCUACAAUGGCUCUAAAAUGUUGUACUAUUCAGCAAGAGACAAAAAUGUUGCGUUUCUUUAGGGCUGUGAAAAUUAGCGCAUUAUUAAUUCAGAUUCGUUCUACUGCAUUAAUAUUUUUGGGCCUGAUUUACGCACAGGCUGUCAACACAAAUGUGCACAAAACAGACGCUUUUUCACAAUGAAGGAAGUAAAAUUUGGAGUAAAUAUUAUUGCUGAUCCAUAUUGGAGUCUUGAAAAUGCCUGUAAAAUAAUCCUGACAAAACAAAGUUUACUGUAAAAAUAAAUCAAAAAAUCUUGCAGUAAGAAAGAUACUUAAAUAAGUAUGGAUUUGUGAAGCUUUUUGCCUUUCUGUACAUUAGUUUGAGUCAGAAAAAGGCUGUAGCCACGUCAGAGAACCAGUGUUAGCAGUUUUUAGAUGAAGCUGUUGGAUGUUAAAUGGUUUUAGACACUGGAUUUCCUGUGUGUUAUUAGCAAAAAUGGACAGAAAACAAACGAGAUGAUCUGAUGAUGUGAUUGUGUUUCUUUAAAUGUCAGUCUUCUGUCACAGUCACCAGGAGGCGAUCAGCGGUGAGAUUAAGUGGUGAUCAAGAUUGUUUAGUUGUGUUUUUGUUUGUAUAUUGUGAGUUCAAUAAAACAUUUGAA
This is a messenger RNA of Xiphophorus maculatus (southern platyfish), 2785 nucleotides long. It is a transcript of the gene cldn23l, whose product is annotated as claudin-23-like. The transcript has 3 exons. Bases 979 to 1842 code for a protein of 287 amino acids. Gene Ontology annotation, cellular component: plasma membrane; bicellular tight junction. The record is from RefSeq and is a predicted model, not a curated record. NCBI's taxonomy places the organism in Eukaryota, Metazoa, Chordata, Actinopteri, Cyprinodontiformes, Poeciliidae. Gene Ontology annotation, molecular function: structural molecule activity. Gene Ontology annotation, biological process: bicellular tight junction assembly; cell adhesion.